AGCAGCUCAUCACGCACAACACACCUCAUACACACAGGUAGACAGAGAGAGACCCAAGCUCAGGAGUAGAGAGCAGAGGAAGAGAGGAGAUGGGGAGAGCACCCUGCUGCGACAAGGCGACGGUGAAGAAGGGGCCAUGGUCGCCGGAGGAGGACGCAAUGCUUAAGAACUACAUCGAGGAGCACGGCACUGGGGGCAACUGGAUUGCGCUGCCACACAAGAUAGGGCUGAAGAGGUGUGGCAAGAGCUGCAGGCUGAGGUGGCUAAACUACCUGAGGCCAAACAUCAAGCAUGGGGACUUCACCCCCGAGGAGGACAGCAUCAUCUGCAGCCUCUACAUUAGCAUAGGGAGCAGGUGGUCAAUCAUUGCCGCGCAGCUGCCGGGGAGGACUGACAACGAUGUCAAGAACUACUGGAACACCAAGCUGAAGAAGAGGCUCCUCGGCCGUCGCAAGGACCGCGACGCCCACCACCGCCAGAGCGCCGCCGCUGCCACGAGUGAGAUGUCCACCGAUAACAUGAACGACGGUGAGCGGGCGCUGAGCGCGUCGGCGAUGGAGAGGAUCCAGCUCUGCAUGCAGCUGCAGGAGCUGCAGAACCCGCUCGGCGCACACCACAGCCCCAUGGCGUGGCCUGGCACCCUGAGCAACAACAGCUUCAACAGCAACAGCAGCAGUGUGACAGUGGCUGAACAAGGGCAGUCCAGCUCCAUGAACGAGCACCUGAUGAAUGCGCAGCUGGAGGGCGCUGCCAUGGACGGCCUCGGCUCGCCGUCGAGCGCGGAGAACUCGAACGUGAUCAGCAUGGAGGCUGAGCUUGAAGAGCUGCUCUAUGGAGAGGGGAACCGAGGGAAGGCCGGUGCGGUCGACGGCGGUGUCCAGCAAGGGGAUGUGGACUGGUGGAGCUAUGACCAGGGGAAGUUACCUAUGGGUUCCUGGGACUUCACCCCGGAAGCAAACGCAGUGUUCCAGGACUACACAUCUGUUUACGACAUUUGAAGAGUGAAGUGAACAAGCUGUGGAUUAAGAUAGAGAGGUGAUAGGAGUUGUCUAGAGUUGGCUCUGGAUUUGUGACAUCUACAUAAACUGGAUUAAGCAUCUUGUAAGAAAUUAGUGGUAAGAUGUAAGGUAUAAAAUAAAUGCAUGUAAAAAAUGCCAGGUUCUAAGAAAUGAUAUGGCUUCUUUCUGUCAAAA
Messenger RNA from Setaria italica (foxtail millet), 1193 nucleotides. Its product is annotated as transcription factor MYB36. NCBI's taxonomy places the organism in Eukaryota, Viridiplantae, Streptophyta, Magnoliopsida, Poales, Poaceae. The transcript has 3 exons. Bases 90 to 998 code for a protein of 302 amino acids. The record is from RefSeq and is a predicted model, not a curated record.